Molecule: messenger RNA, 3355 nt
Organism: Marmota flaviventris (yellow-bellied marmot)
Lineage: Eukaryota; Metazoa; Chordata; Mammalia; Rodentia; Sciuridae
Gene: Gpr39
Product: G protein-coupled receptor 39
Biological process (GO): G protein-coupled receptor signaling pathway
Cellular component (GO): membrane
Molecular function (GO): G protein-coupled receptor activity
Source: RefSeq, a predicted model, not a curated record
AUACCGAGUUAUGUUUUUGGUCAAGUGAACUCAAGUGACAGAAAGUCCUGCGUCCACUUGGGAGUUGCAGCCAAAGAACUCUGGGCUCUGCUGGGAGAAGAAAAGAAAGUUGGAGAAGUUUUUGAAUCUGGCAGCGUGACUCUCUUCUUAAUGGCUUCAUCCAGUAGCUCCAGCAAUGACUGCUCCAAGGUCAUUGAUCACAGCCAUGUCCCAGCUUUUGAGGUGGCCACUUGGAUCAAAAUCACCCUCUUCCUGGUGUACCUGAUCAUCUUUGUGGUAGGAAUCCUGGGGAAUAGCGUCACCAUUCGGGUUACCCAGGUACUGCAGAAGAAGGGCUACUUGCAGAAGGAAGUGACAGACCACAUGGUGAGUUUGGCUUGCUCAGACAUCUUGGUCUUCCUCAUUGGCAUGCCCAUGGAGUUUUACAGCAUCAUCUGGAACCCCCUGACCACACCCAGCUACUCCUUGUCCUGUAAGCUUCACACUUUCCUCUUUGAGACUUGCAGCUAUGCAACGCUGCUACAUGUGCUGACGCUCAGCUUUGAGCGCUAUGUUGCCAUCUGUCAUCCCUUCAGGUAUAAGGCUGUUUCUGGGCCCUGCCAGGUGAAACUGCUGAUUGCCUUUGUCUGGGUCACCUCUGCCCUGGUAGCACUGCCCUUGCUUUUUGCCAUGGGUGUUGAGUACCCUCUGGUGAAUGUGCCCAGUCACCGGGGUCUCAAUUGCAACCGUUCUCGAACCCGCCACCACGAGCACCCCGAUACCUCCAACAUGUCCAUCUGUACCAACCUCUCCAGCCGCUGGACUGUGUUCCAGUCCAGCAUCUUUGGUGCCUUCAUCGUCUAUCUCUUGGUCCUGGUCUCCGUGGCCUUCAUGUGCUGGAACAUGAUGCAAGUGCUCCAGAGGAGCAAGCAGGGCACGCUGGCUGGGACCGGGCAACAGCUGCAGAUGAGAAAGUCAGAGAGUGAGGAGAGUCGGACUGCCAGGAGGCAGACUAUCAUCUUCCUGAGGCUGAUCGUUGUGACAUUAGCAGUAUGCUGGAUGCCAAACCAGAUUCGAAGGAUCAUGGCUGCAGCCAAGCCCAAGGAUAACUGGACCAGGUCCUACUUCCAGGCAUACAUGAUCCUCCUACCCUUCUCCGACACCUUCUUCUACCUCAGUUCGGUGGUCAACCCGCUCCUGUACAACGUGUCCUCGCAACAGUUCCGCAGGGUGUUUGGGCAGGUGCUGCGCUGCCACCUGACACUCGAGCAUGCCAACCAGGAGAAGCGCCUGCGCGCCCACGGACGCUCCACCACCGACAGCGCCCGCUCCGCCCGCAGCCCGCUCAUCUUCUUGGCUUCCCAGCGCAAUUCUUCUGCAAGGAGAACUAACAAGGUUUUCUUAAGCACUUUUCAAAGUGAGGCCAAGCCAGAGUCUGAGUCUAAUCCCCAGCAACUGAGUCAGGAGUCACCACAGCCCAACUCAGAGACCAAACCAGCCAAUUCUGCUGUCGAGAAUGGUUUUCAGGAGCAUGAAGUGUGAAAUGUCAAACAAGGAAACCUUGAGUGGGAACUGGCCCUUCCCCCACGAAAGCAAGUCACAAAAUAAACUGUGCCCCAUCCGGGACAGAAUGGAAGCUAGCAGCCGUGGAAAGGCAGAUGCCCACCUUAGCGGCUUCUAAAGGCUGAUUCUGCCAGCCUUGCCUUGCUGGUUAACAUGAACCCGGGUGCUGCACUUCUGCUCCACUCCCUCCCUUGAGUACACAUUGAAAAUUCAGUCCGACUGAAUUUAUUCAGAGCUUACAAAAGUGUUUUACAGGGAGCUCUUUCAUUAUUUGCAAAUGAACGAAAAGAGAACAGACACCCCUCUCUACCCAGAAUAAAAGGACACUCAGAAGAGGUGGGGGAGGUGGAAGAGCGAGGGCCAGAGGAACAAUGCAGGUAGCGAUGGCAUCUCUGUCAGCUUCAGCAGUGUGCCAAGAAGAGGGCUAAUUUAAGGAGCAGGAUGGUGGUGGGGAGCCCCGGCCUGAGGGCCCAAGCAGAACUGCCUCUUUUCUUGGGCCUCGGCCCGUUGCAAAGAGGGGUGUUGCAGCAGCUGAUGCACACUGAGUUCAGCUUCCCUGGGGAGCAGAAGGACUGGUACCCGGCUGAGGCAAUGAGACAGGCCGCUGACGAUGCACACGACUUGCGGUACAUGAUCCCUGCAACACAGACCCAAAGGAGCUGGGUUAAGGUGUUGGCCAAAGGACAGUUAUCCCUCUGAGCCUAAAUUCAAAUGGAGGCUCCUCCUUACUCCUCCCACAGCCCAGAGUCUUGGUGGGGCCAAGGGUUGUUUCACCGAACUCCCCAAGUACACAAGACCUAUGGUGAAAGAGGCAAUCAUUAUUUCACUACUUUUGACAAAAUUGUUCCAAAAGGUAUUUUAGAUGCCAACACCAGUGAAUAAAAAGCUGUUAAAAAUCAAAGCCUGUUUUUUAAAGCUAGUGUUCAUACUUUGUACUCAACACAAAGAUUUUUAUUUACUUUUUUGGUUCAAAAUAUCUCAUGCCAGGAGGACCAUACACAGCUGUUACUACUUUAUCGGUGACCAAAGAGAGAUGGCUCUCAACUGUGUGUUUAUUAUAUCCUAGAAUUCUUUGACUAAAACCCAAAUCCCAAAAAGGAAUAUAAAUCCAGCCCCUACUGCACAGGCCUGAUUUUUCCCAGAGGUGAUGGUCCAUGGGAUUUGAUGGAGAGGUGGCCUGGCUGACAGUGUGCCCAGGACAACUUCAUCCUCAGGGAGGAAGAAGCUCUGCCCUUAGGAUAAAUGGUCAUUUGCCAAGUUGGCAUCAAAAAGCUGGCAUUCAAUAAUGCAUGACAUCCGGGCAUAAAAAAAGAGCUUCCUGAGAAGACUGGAGGGCUUAACUGAAGGAACAUAUGUGCUCUGUCCAACUGCACUGCAGUCAUCAAAUUAGGGUGUCCUAGAUAAUCAUUUGACUUCUGAAAGCCAAAAGUCCACUCAUAUUAAAUAAUAAGUUUAUCUAAGGGCUUUCCUGGAUUCCAGACACUAUUCGGAUGGCUUCAAUAUCCUAGUUCAUUCACUACCGUGCUAUAGUUUGAAUCUGAAGCAUCAGUCAGAGGCCCUCAUGGUAAAGACUUGUUUCCUAACAAGGCACUACAAGGAAGUAGUGGAAACUUUUAAGAAACGGGGCCUUGUAAGAAAGAGGUCUUGGGCCACCCAGGGCAUGCCCUCAAGGGGGAUUGUGAACUUCAGCCUCUUCCUCCCUCUUCUUUCCUUCCUGGCUAUGAGAUGGAGCUCCUACACAUGCCCCCUACUGUGAUUUGUUGCUUUGUCAUCCAUUGGCCCAUAACUGUUGUCUGCAACCUCCACAACUGUU